Messenger RNA from Paramecium tetraurelia, 810 nucleotides. RefSeq lists its product as uncharacterized. Gene Ontology annotation, cellular component: plasma membrane. Lineage: Eukaryota; Ciliophora; Oligohymenophorea; Peniculida; Parameciidae. The transcript is spliced from 4 exons. The record is from RefSeq and is a predicted model, not a curated record.
AUGAAUGAGGAUUAAUUAACUUAAAAAAGAGAGUUGACAUCAUAUGAAUCUUGCCUCGAUUGUUGUGGAAAUGUUUCCGGAUGUUUGAGAGCUUGGCUCCCUUGCAUAUUUUGUUGUUGCGAAAAUCCCUUCUACGCAGUCCAAUAGAGUUCUCUAGGAUUGGUUGAGAAGUUCGGAAAAUACCACCGAAGUUUACCACCAGGUUUAAAUUAAAUUAACCCUUGCACUGAUACCGUCAUACAAGUGGAUAUGAGAACAAGAGUAUUGGAUUUAGAUAGGUAAAUUAUCCUAACAAAGGAUAAUAUACAAGUUAACAUAGAUACAUGCAUGUAUUUUAGAAUUAUCGAUGCCGUACGUGCAACCUAUAGGGUUUCUAGACUGACAUAAUCUGUUAAGGACAUGACAUACGCAGCAUUGAGAUAGGUUUGUGGAGAACAUCAAUUGCAAGAUUUAUUGGAACAUAGAGAAAUGGUCUAAGAUUCAAUUGAGGCUUACUUGGAUAAGUAAACAGAUCAAUGGGGAAUAUACAUUGAAGAAGUUUUCAUCAAAGAUAUGGUUUUAACUCCGCAGAUGCAAUCUGAUUUGGCAGCUGCAGCCAAAAAUAAGAGAAUCGCUUAGGCAAAAGUCAUUUCCGCAUAAGCCGAUGUUGAAAGUGCUAAAUUGAUGAAAGAAGCUGCCCAAGCCCUUGAUAGCAAGGCUGCAAUGUAGAUCAGAUUCUUGGAGACACUUCAACUAUUAGCCAAGGGACCAUCAUAAAAAUUGAUGUUCCUCCCUCUAAGUCCAGAAUCAUAAGGAGCUCAUAAUGGAUGA